ACAUACGUUUUGGACAAAAUGCUUUCUGGUACUUCAGUUCGAUAUGAAAAACUGCCUAACAGCGAAACUGACAUUUGCGACGAGCAGGGCAGUGACCAAGAAAACCAAGAGAAAGAGGAGGACGAAGCGAAGGUUUUUCUGUACUCGACGUUGUCCCAUCGACACGGAAUAGGACAGAAAAAGAGAGACACAUGCCUCCGGCUGUGCGUAGCCCUUGUGCUGCUCACCAUGGCCCUGGGUUUUGUCAUCUGUGAGCGGUAUGGGUGCCUAUCUGAGGGGGACAGCCUUAGGAGUCACACGGCUGCCACCGGGCCUUCUGAGACAGACAAGAGCCAGGAAGAGCACACACACCACCAUGGUGGACACCAGGAAAGUGGAGAGGAGCACGAUCACCAUGGAAACCCAGACCAUCAUCAACAUCAACACUCAAACUCUCUGUAUCAUCAUGGUGUUGUCAUCUCUGACUCUGUUACCUGCUCUGGAGUGGGCAAGGAAAUUCUUGAAGAUGGUGGAAAUUCAGUGGAUGCUGGGAUAGCGACUCUGCUUUGCCUGGGGGUUGUUCAUCCACACACAGCUGGCGUUGGUGGAGUAUUUUCAGGCAUUCAUUACAAUCGCACAUCUGGAACCUACAAAGGAUUUCACUCCACUUUUCCCAAAGCAUCCUCAGCUGCCUAUGGAAUCCCAGCCACACUUCAAGGCGUCAAACAGCUCCACUCCCAGUUUGGACAUCUUAAAUGGGAGAAGUUGUUCACGGGCGCCACAAGACUGGCAAAGGAAGGAUUCCUUGUGGACGGAAGUCUUGCAAGAGCGUUAAAAAGCAACCAGGCAAGAAUAAUCCAAUCCAGCUUGUGUGAUCUCUUCUGUGAUAGAAAGGACACCAUAAAGGCCUUGGGCUCCAGAGUCACUAAUCAGAAGCUAUCUGAGCUUUUGCACGAUGUCAGUCUAAAUGACCAUUUCCUGGAAAACCUAGCCACAAAAUUGGCUGAGGACCUUCCUCAGACGGAGAGGCAAGAUUUUGUUGAGAAUGUUCAGCAGUGCAGAGGAGAAAUCAAUGAUGCCCUUGUUGUGGAAAAACAAGAAUACACCAUUUUUACAGCUGCUUCUCCACUUUCCAGCAGGAUUAUAUCUGACUUACUACAGAGAGCCAGGGAGCAGAACCUACCCCCUUGGAGCAAUACAGAUCUUAACAGUAGUGCCUCCACAUACAUCAAUCUCUUAAGCACUGCUAGACUAAUAUACAAUAAUAGUCUGGCUCUUGAGAGUCAAAGGCUUGAAGGUCUGUUUACAUUAAAAACAGCAGGUAGCCACAUUGGGGUGCUGGACAGUGCUGGUAAUGUUUUAAUCAUCUCCACCUCACUCAACAGUUCAUUUGGAUCUAUGCAACUUUUCCCCUCUACCGGAGUGAUUCUCAGUGACUUUUUUUCGCAUCCCACUGAUAGCGCGCUUCUGUGGAGCUGUCCUUUAGUCCUGAAACUCAAACACGAUGAUGAUGGUGAUGAUGGAGAGGAUGGUGGAGAUGAAGAAGAAGAGGUACUGGCCAUUGGCGUCGUGGGAGGGCUGUCUGCUCCAUUUGCAGCCGCCCAAAUCAUUCUCAACAAGAUGAACAAUGGGAAAUCACCUCUGGAGUCUGUUGCCAGCCCGCUCCUCCAUUUUGAAACAGGGAGCCCAGACUCAUUUUCAGGGUGCGUGUCCGGGGUUUCCAAUGGCACCGAUGUGUACAGGCAACUGCUGGAGAGGGAGGAGCAAAUGCAGAGUGUGGAGCAGUGUUCUGACACCACCUUGGCCCUCAUUCUGCAGUCACAUGCAGGUCACGUAGGAGCCUAUGGAGCGCCAGUAGCCAAUGCUUACACGGACGGCUAUUGAGGACAGCCACCAGUGGACCCCGGCCAGCUCAGGCGGGGAGACUCAAUGAUCUGGCCAGACCGCAGCAUCCAUCAUGUUAAUCUGCUGAUUACAUUAGCCUCCAUCCGCCUGGAGCCAGACAGUCUUUGUGGCCAAUGGUUACAUUGGGAGGACUGUUUGAAUUUACACUGUUGAUGUUGUAGUGCUUCCUGUCCCUCCUCCAGAUGUCUGGUUUCAGCCAACCCGGGAGUGGCAGGUCUUCCACCCUUUGUUUGUUGUCAAACAGGUAUGGCAGGUAUCAGUGCUAUACCUGUAGGUGUGGGGGAUACCUGGGCAGAGGCAAAAGGCUUUCUUUCUUCACAAUCACAGCUGAGAAUCAAGCACCAAAAUGAAUGUCUGUCUGGAAAUAAGAAAUAACACCUGCUUUUAUUUGUGGACCAAAGUUGAAGACACAUGCUGAUUGAAUCCAGAGUUGGAAGGUCUUUGCCCUGAUGGUAAAUAGAUGCCUUAGACAGAAGUAUGAGUAAGGCAAUCAGUGUACCUGAAAAACAACACCCAGUUUGAUCGGUUACUCUAAUUGUAGGACCUAAAAGUUCAAGGCCUAAAUGUUUUCAUGGAGUGAAGCACACAAUAAUACAUUUAUCCAGAAAGGCCUCUAUGAAUGUCUGUGUCAAAUCUGUUCUGAACCACACUGAUCCUAAUUACUUUUCAUAUAUUUAUAUUCUGAUUUGACAUCCCUUUUU
Molecule: messenger RNA, 2585 nt
Organism: Megalops cyprinoides (Indo-Pacific tarpon)
Lineage: Eukaryota; Metazoa; Chordata; Actinopteri; Elopiformes; Megalopidae
Product: glutathione hydrolase 6
Exons: 4
Coding region: 19-1863 (614 amino acids)
Cellular component (GO): extracellular exosome
Source: RefSeq, a predicted model, not a curated record